Protobothrops mucrosquamatus (brown spotted pit viper) is the source of this 2503-nucleotide messenger RNA. RefSeq names its product squalene epoxidase (gene SQLE). The coding region runs from base 602 to 2317 and encodes 571 amino acids. The transcript has 11 exons. Gene Ontology annotation, cellular component: endoplasmic reticulum; membrane. Gene Ontology annotation, molecular function: flavin adenine dinucleotide binding; squalene monooxygenase activity. Gene Ontology annotation, biological process: sterol biosynthetic process; cholesterol metabolic process. The record is from RefSeq and is a predicted model, not a curated record. Lineage: Eukaryota; Metazoa; Chordata; Lepidosauria; Squamata; Viperidae.
UUUCUGACCAAAAAGGAAUUUUGAAUCAAAUGUGUGGUACAGAAAAACAAUUAGGAUAAGGUGAAUGAGCUUUACAUUACUGCAGUUUAUGGACACAGACGAAGGCAUUUUGAGAGAGAACGUGGCAGGAGAAGUUUCGAGCUUAUAUUUGUGUUGUGCAAUAAACACCUACAAGUGUUCUUAUUAAAGCAAACUAGUGGUCCUUGAAAGCUAUGUUUGCUCAAACUAUCCUUCGAUUUCUGAAAUGUAACAAGAACCUUCUUUAUUCUUAAGCAAGCGUGAAAAACUGUAUUUGACAGUAUUCUCCAUAGCCUCUGCUAAAACAAAUGUUGGAAACCUGUGCCCUGAAUGGCAUAUUGUAGUUUUGUACAGUAUAUUGUUACAUAUAUAGUUUAGAUUGUGGCUAGCAAUCCCAAGUGGAGUAGGACAAGCUUUGUGUGACAAAAUGGUUCUUCGUGAAAUACAGUGCUCCUACAAACGCCUUGAAGUUUCCUGAUUGCUUUGACUCUGUAUAAGCUUUCUUAUACAUGUCUUUUUUGUCUUUAUAAAAUCUUUAAACAAUUUUGUAUAUCUUUGGACAUAUAAAAACAGAGCACUCACAAUGUGGACUUUUCUGGGCAUUGCUUCCUUUAUCUAUGUCUACAAAAAAUGUGGAGAUUUGCUAAGUUAUGCCAACAAGGAGAUGCUCAUUUCCACGCUGGUGUUUUUUUCUCUUGGCUUGAUGCUCUCUUACUGGUACCGAUCAUGGGGACCCCAACCGCAGAAUAAGCAGCAGCCUCAUUGUGGAAUGUUUUCCAAUUUUCUUGCUGCCUUGCCAUUUGUUGGCUUUUUCUGGACUAAAUCCCAUGCUGAUUCUACGGAGAAGAAGCCAAAGAUCAAAAGGGGUAUAAGAGGUGUCAUUCCUUCACCUGACAAUAGAACAGAAACUGAUUCAGCUUCAACAGCCACAGUUCAAUCUGGUCCAGAAGUGAUCAUUGUAGGGGCUGGCGUCCUUGGCUCUGCUCUGGCAGCGGUGCUGGCCCGGGAUGGAAGGAGAGUGACGGUCAUUGAGCGAGAUCUGAAGGAACCUGAUAGGAUUGUUGGAGAACUCUUACAGCCAGGAGGUUAUAACACUCUAAAAGAUCUGGGCCUUCAAGAUGCUGUGGAAGGUAUAGAUGCUCAUAUAAUAAAUGGCUACAUCAUUCAUAAUCUUGAAAACAAGGCAGAGGUUGAGAUUCCUUACCCUUGCACAGCAGCUGGGCAAGUACAGAACGGAAAAGCAUUUCAUCAUGGACGUUUCAUCAUGGGUCUCCGAAGGGCAGCCAUGUCAGAACCCAAUGCAAAAUUUAUUGAGGGGACGGUGAUACAAUUGCUUGAAGAAGAUGAAUGUGUAGCUGGAAUUGUAUACAAAGAUAAAGAAACUGGUGAUACAAAGGAACUCCAUGCACCCUUAACGGUGGUUGCUGAUGGUCUGUUUUCCAAAUUUCGAAAAAAUCUUAUCUCCAGCAAAGUUAAAGUCUCUUCUCAUUUUGUAGGAUGCAUUUUGAAGAAUUCUCCUCAGUUUAAAGCCAAUUACGCCGAGCUUGUUUUGGGAAAUCCUAGCCCAGUGCUUAUCUAUCAGAUUUCUUCCACUGAAACUCGAGUUCUUGUUGACAUUGUGGGCGAAAUGCCAAAAAAUCUUAAGGAAUACAUGGUUGAAAAGAUUUAUCCACAGCUACCAGAACACAUUCAAGAGCCUUUCCUAAUAGCAGUACAGAAUGAACGUCUGAGAGUCAUGCCAGCGAGCUUUUUACCGCCUUGUCCUGUUAAUAAAGGAGGAGUCGUCCUCCUAGGAGAUGCUUACAAUAUGAGGCACCCUUUGACAGGCGGAGGAAUGAGUGUUGCUCUGAAUGAUAUCAAGAUCUGGAGAUGUUUGCUACAGACCAUUCCGGACCUGUAUGAAGACUCUGCUCUACUGCAAGCCAAAAAGACCUUCUACUGGACAAGAAAGAAGUCUCAUUCCUUUGUUGUGAAUGUUCUUGCUCAGGCGCUUUAUGAAUUAUUUGCUGCAACGGAUGAUUCUCUGCACAAGUUAAGGAGAGCCUGCUUCCUUUAUUUCAAGCUUGGGGGCAAGUGUGUGUCUGGUCCAGUUGGAUUACUUUCCAUUUUGUCUCCAAAGCCCAUUGUCCUGAUCGGCCAUUUCUUUGCCGUCGCCCUCUACGCCAUUUACUUUUGUUUCAAAUCCGAAUCGUGGAUCACCAAACCUCGGGCCAUUUUCAGCAGCCUCGCAGUGAUGUACCGAGCUUGCUCUGUCAUAUUCCCACUUAUAUAUUCUGAAAUGAAAUACUUCAUCUACUGAAUACAGCGGGGCAAAGAGACGGGAAGAGGAACCGCUUGGAUUUCUUUGCGUCUUCCCGAUGGGCCCGCUCUCUUAUUAAGUCGAAAAGACAACAGCAGCAACAAAGCUGUUGGCCUGAGAUCUUGCGGUGGCGAUUUGAGGUUUAUAAGCACAUAGAUAAUCUUGUCAAACAAGGGUAUGUUGAAA